UCGACAGCGUUGCGUCUCGCUUGUGACUUCCGGUCACAUGACCGCGCCGAGGCGUCACGUGACUCCUCGCCCCGCCUGGCUGCCAGGCAAGCUAGUGGACGUUAGCUCGCUAGCUUGGCCGCCCCGGAAGCACGCAGACAUGGCGGACACACCCAGCCUCAGCCUCAGCCUCCCUGCGGACCAACACAGCGACUUCCAGGAGCUGGAGGACGCCGAGGACCUGUUCCCGGAGCUGGCGGGCCCUCGGGAGGCAGACCCGGCCCGUCUGGACAUCAGCACCAAGAGCAACGGGCCCAAACAGGACUCCUUCUUUGAAGACGACGCAGACGACCUGUUUGCAGAGGCCACAGAGGAAGUGUCCCUGGACAGUCCAGAGAGGGAAGUCCUGCUGUCUGACGGCCCCUCCCCCGCCAUCACCCCCAUCACGCCGCCAUGCUCCGUCAUCACUCCUCUCAUCGGCCACGCCCAUGACGACAUGUUUACACACUCUUCCUUUGACGAGCAGGUGGAGGUGGAGGGUGGAGGUGAGGUGCACAUCAGUGUGUCGGACCCUGAGAAAGUGGGUGACGGCAUGAACGCCUACAUGGCCUACAAGGUCACCACCAAGACGUCCUCGUCUCUUUUCAGACUGGGCGAGUUCUCGGUCCGGCGGCGUUUCAGCGACUUCCUGGGCCUGCACAGCAAGCUGGCGUCCAAGUACCUCCACGUGGGCUGCAUCGUGCCGCCGGCGCCGGAGAAGAGCAUCGUGGGGAUGACCAAGGUGAAGGUGGGCAAGGAGGACCAGUCGUCCAACGACUUCGUGGAGAAGCGGCGCUUGGCGUUGGAGAGGUACCUGAUGAGGACGGCACAGCACCCUGUCCUCCUCAAGGACCCGGACCUCCUGCAGUUCCUGGAAAGUUGUGAGCUGCCACGCGCCGUCAGCACGCAGGCACUCAGCGGCGCCGGCCUCCUCCGAAUGGUCAACAAAGCUGCCGACGCCGUCAACAAGAUGACCAUCAAGAUGAACGAGUCGGACGCCUGGUUUGAGGAGAAGCAGCAACAUUUUGAGAAUCUGGACGUCCAGCUGAGGAAACUUCACGCCAGCGUGGAGUCGCUGGUGUGUCACAGGAAAGAGUUGUCACUCAACACGGCGCAGUUCGCCAAGUCGACGGCCAUGUUGGGCAACAGCGAGGACCACACGGCGCUGUCCCGCGCUCUGUCGCAGCUGGCGGAGGUGGAGGAGAAGAUGGAGCAGCAGCACCACCAGCAGGCCCACGCCGACUUCUACUUCCUGUCUGAGCUGCUGGGCGACUACGUGCGCCUGCUCGCCGCCGUCAAGGGCGUGUUUGAGCAGCGUGUGAAGACCUGGCAGAGGUGGCAGGACAACCAAGUCCUCCUGCAGAAGAAGAGAGAGGCCCAAGUCAAACUGCACUUCUCCAACAAAGUGCAGCAGGCCAAAGACGACAUCAAAGAGUUGGAGGUGAAAGUCCAACAGGGCGAGCGAGACUUUGAGAAGAUUUCUGGAAGUAUUCGCCGAGAAGUGGGACGCUUUGAGAGGGAACGUGUCAGCGACUUCAAGAAGUUCUUCAUCAAGUACUUGGAGGUCCUCGUGAGUACACAACAACAGGUAAUACAGUGCACACAACAACAGGUAAUACAGUACACACAACAACAGGUAAUACAGUACACACAACAACAGGUAAUACAGUACACACAACAACAGGUAAUACAGUACACACAACAACAGGUAAUACAGUACACACAACAAGUAAUACAGUACACACAACAAGUAAUACAGUACACACAACAGGUAAUACAGCACACACAACAGGUAAUACAGCGCACACAACAAGUAAUACAGUACACACAACAAAUAAUACAGUACACACAACAGGUAAUACAGUACACACAACAGGUAAUACAGUGCACACAACAAGUAAUACAGUACACACAACAAGUAAUACAGUACACACAACAGGUAAUACAGUACACACAACAGGUAAUACAGUGCACACAACAAGUAAUACGGUACACACAACAAGUAAUACAGCACACACAACAGGUAAUACAGCACACACAACAACAGGUAAUACAGUACACACAACAACAGGUAAUACAGUACACACAACAAGUAAUACAGUACACACAACAAGUAAUACAGUACACACAACAGGUAAUACAGCACACACAACAGGUAAUACAGCGCACACAACAAGUAAUACAGUACACACAACAAAUAAUACAGUACACACAACAGGUAAUACAGUACACACAACAGGUAAUACAGUGCACACAACAAGUAAUACAGUACACACAACAAGUAAUACAGUACACACAACAGGUAAUACAGCACACACAACAACAGGUAAUACAGUACACACAACAACAGGUAAUACAGUACAUACAACAACAGGUAAUACAGUACACACAACAACAGGUAAUACAGUACACACAACAACAGUAUAAUAUAAUAUAAUAAAGUACAACAACAAGUAAUAAAGUACAACAACAAGUAAUACAGUACAACAGGUAAUAAAGUACACAACAACAACCACAAGUAAUAGAGUACAACAACAAGUAAUAGAGUACAACAGCAAGUAAUAGAGUACAACACCAGGUAAUACAGUACAACAAGUAAUACAGUACACAACAACAACAAAUAAGUACAACAACAAGUAAUACAGUACACAACAACAAGUAAUACAGUACAACAACAGGUAAUACAGUACAACAACAGGUAAUAGAGUACAACAACAAGUAAUACAGUACAACAACAAGUAAUACAGUACAACAGGUAAUACAGUACAACAACAGGUAAUAGAGUACAACAACAAGUAAUACAGUACAACAACAAGUAAUACAUUACACACAACAACAACAACAACAAGUAAUACAGUACACACGAAAAGUAAUACAGUACACACAACAACAAGUAAUACAGUACACAACAACAACAAGUAAUACAGUACACAACAACAACAAGUAAUAGAGUACAACAACAGGUAAUACAGUACACACAACAAGUAAUACAGUACACACAACAAGUAAUACAUUACACACAACAACAACAAGUAAUACAGUACAACAACAGGUAAUACAGUACAACUAGCGUUUAGGUAAUAGAAUACUACAACAAGUAAUAGAGUACAACAAUAAGUAAUACAGUACAACAACAAGUAAUAGAGUACAACAACAGUUAACACAGUACAACUACAGGUAAUAGAGUACAACAACAAGUAAUAGAGUACAACAACAGGUAAUACAGUACAACUGCAGGUAAUAGAGUACAACAACAAGUAAUAGAGUACAACAACAGGUAAUACAGUACAACUGCAGGUAAUAGAGUACAACAACAAGUAAUAGAGUACAACAACAGGUAAUACAGUACAACAGGUAAUACAGUACAACAACAAGUAAUAGAGUACAACAACAAGUAAUAAAGUACAACAACAGGUAAUACAGUACAACUACAGGUAAUAGAGUACAACAAGUAAUAAAGUACAACAACAAGUAAUAAAGUACAACAACAAUUAAUACAGUACAACUACAGGUAAUAGAGUACAACAACAAGUAAUUGAGUACAACUACAGGUAAUAGAGUACAACAACAGGUAAUAGAGUACAACAACAAGUAAUACAGUACAACAACAGGUAAUAGAGUACAACAACAGGUAAUACAGUACACAACAACAGGUAAUACAGUACAACAACAAGUAGUACAGUACAAAAACAGUUAACACAGUACAACUACAGGUAAUAGAGUACAACAACAAGUAAUUGAGUACAACUACAGGUAAUAGAGUACAACAACAGGUAAUAGAGUACAACAACAAGUAAUACAGUACAACAACAGGUAAUAGAGUACAACAACAGGUAAUACAGUACACAACAACAGGUAAUACAGUACAACAACAAGUAAUACAGUACAAAAACAGUUAACACAGUACAAUUACAGGUAAUAGAGUACAACAACAAGUAAUAGAGUACAACAACAGGUAAUACAGUACAACAGGUAAUACAGUACAACAACAAGUAAUAGAGUACAACAACAAGUAAUAAAGUACAACAACAAGUAAUAAAGUACAACAACAGGUAAUACAGUACAACUACAGGUAAUACAGUACAACAACAAGUAAUAAAGUACAACAACAAGUAAUAAAGUGCAACAACAAUUAAUACAGUACAACUACAGGUAAUAGAGUACAACAACAGGUAAUAGAGUACAAGUACAGGUAAUAGAGUACAACAACAAGUAAUAGAGUACAACAACAAGUAAUAAAUUACACAGGUGACUAGAAAGUAGUUGAUGACACAAACGUCGUACAGGUCAUCAAAUACUGGGAGGCCUUCUUACCAGAAGCCAAGGCCAUCUCUUAAACACAGCGACCCACAAUGCACCUGGGCACUUCAGCACUUCCUGUCGGCCUCUUCUUCCUGCUCACAAGAUGGCCGCCCUUUGAUUCCUGUCACCUGACCAAGGUGGAGAAGGCCCCGCCCACUGAUGACAUCAUUGUAAAGCUAGCGUGCUAGCCCACUUGGAGAAUGCUAACUAGCUAGCGUUAGAAUCAUUGCUGCUAGCAUGACAUGCUAACACUCUGUUAGCUCUUCUUUUACUUUUUCUACUUUUAGUUUUACUUUAAGUUUUACUUUUAGUUCUACUUUUAGUUCUACUUUUAGUUUUACUUUUAGUUCCACUUUUAGUUUUACUUUUAGUUUUACUUUUAGUUCUACUUUUAGUUUUACUUUUAGUUCUACUUUUAGUUUUACUUUUAGUUCUACUUUUAGUUCUACUUUUAGUUUAACUUUUAGUCCUACUUUUAGUUCUACUUUUAGUUUUACUUUUAGUUCUACUUUUAGUUUAACUUUUAGUCCUACUUUUAGUUCUACUUUUAGUUUUACUUUUAGUUCUACUUUUAGUUUUACUUUUAGUUCCACUUUUAGUUUUACU
Messenger RNA from Entelurus aequoreus (snake pipefish), 4926 nucleotides. Its product is annotated as sorting nexin-2-like. The transcript has 15 exons. Gene Ontology annotation, molecular function: phosphatidylinositol binding. Gene Ontology annotation, biological process: early endosome to Golgi transport. NCBI's taxonomy places the organism in Eukaryota, Metazoa, Chordata, Actinopteri, Syngnathiformes, Syngnathidae. The record is from RefSeq and is a predicted model, not a curated record. Bases 38 to 2455 code for a protein of 805 amino acids. Gene Ontology annotation, cellular component: endosome membrane; endosome.